GAUUUUAUUUCUAAUCAGAAAUAAGAAAAAUUUACUACUAUUUUAUUUAUUUUAUUUCAUGCAUUAAGUAAAUAUAUUCGAGAACUCAUGUUUAAAUUUUCGAUUCUCGAUGUUAUCGAUCGAACAGCCAUCUUGUCAACACCAUCUAUCGACGGAAUUUUAAAACUAAUUAUAAGAUCAAACCACUGCUUGACCAUACUUGUCAUAACUUGUCAACAUUGAUCAUAACCUUACUGCAUUUAAUGCAGUUUUUCGGAAAUGCAUUACAACAUGCCAAGGCAUAUAGAGAUUGGUAUUAUACCUAAUAAUUUGAGACAUGAAGAAACAAUAGUUCAAAUAACUGAAGCAUUAGACAAUUUAGAUUCUGCUGUAUUGUAUAUAUUUAAUUGCAUAGAUAAAAGACUUACUGAAAAUUCUCAAAGACUUUCAGAUAUAAAACAUAGAGCUCUAAAGUUGGAAAAUCAGUUACGAUACUUGCAAUCUAAUUUAAAUUUAAAAGCUAUUAAAAUAUAUUCUGCUGCAAAAUAUCCUGCCAGUCAUACAUACAAUGAAUAUAAAGUGGCUAUACCAUUGCAACGUGAUAAUAUUAGUAAUAUACCAAGUAUUUACAAAUGUUCUGUACCGAUAAAAGACACACAUGAAACACACCUACCUUCUAAUUUCAAAACCGAAGAUGGCCAGUAUUCAAUAAAUGUUAAUCUGCAAGAAAAGUUACAGUUUUACUAUGUUAGACAUAAAACAAAUGAACAAAUAGAAAAUGAUAUAAAUACACGUCAAUAUGUACCAUCUUUACCUUCGUCUGUCAGUGCUCUUCUACUAUUUGAUAAUGUAAAUACCACGUAUAGAAAAACUUUAUCAUCUAAUAAGUCUAAUGAUAAAAAACAAAUUGAAGAUGCACCCGAUUCAAUUGUGCAAUCGUGGCAUUCAUCAGAAAUGGAUUUGCCAUCUGGUUACCUUUAUACACCUAUACUUGGAGAGGUUCCACAAAUGAAUGUACCACUUAUGCUACCAGAUUUACCAGGAAUUGUAGAUAAUGAAAAAUUUGACUUAGAUUUGAAUUCACAAAGUCCUAUUGCUCCCUCUUCGGCUGUUGUUACUCCUACGGUUCGAUUAGAUUUACCACUUUUGACUGAAGAAGGUGAUUCGCAAACUACAAUUGAAUCUAAUGUUUCAAAUCUGCCCAAUUUAUCUGUAAACAAUUCAUCAGUCUGUAUUGAAUCUAAAUCAUCAACAGUAAAUGCAACUAUUUCGUCAAUUGGAAAUAAUGUUGGACAGAAUGAAACAAACUUUAAGGCAAUACAACCUCCAUCAACUAUGCCACCACCACCACCACCACCACCACCAUCGACUGCUGCACCACCACCGCCUCCACCACCACCACCGCCACCUCCUCCUCCUCCUCCUCCUCCUCCUCCUCCUCCAUUUUCAACAUUACCAUCUACUUCAUCAACAGAGAAACAAUCUCAAGAUGAAAGUUUACAAAAGCAGAAUGAAAAAAAAUCUCAGUCUAAUAUAAAAAAUAUUAAUACCGACGAUCGAUCAAAUUUAAUGGCAGCAAUACGUGAUGCGGGUGGUAUUGGAAGAGCAAAAUUGAGACCUACAGUGCCAAUUGAUAAAAAAGAAAAUCGUUGGUCAUCAGCUUCGGUAGGCGGAGAUCUAAUGGCAGAUCUUCAUGCAAAAUUAGCUUUAAGAAGAAAAGGUAUUGCUGGCUCUGCAACAGGGGCAUUAGAGAGAAUGUCAAGUUCAAUACCACCACCGCCGCCUAAAUCGAGUGAACACUAUGCAUCCGAUAGAAAUUCUGCUACGAGUGAAUAUGAUUCUCAAGCUGACACAGAUGACUGGGAAGAGUAAUUGAACGAUACAGUGUAUGGGACAAAUAAUAGAUAUUGGUGAUAUUUGGGAAACACAAUGUCCUCAAGGAUGUUCUUGUGAAAUACAAAAAUUUUCUGAUCUGCCACUACAUCAAUGGACUAUUCCAAGAAAGUGGAGUAAUGUAAGAAGUAAAUCUGUGAAGUGUUUUUCUUUUUCCAUUAAUAAAUUUCUAUUUAACAGACCCCAACAGUGGAUGAAAAUGAUUUUAGCUCUGAUAGCGAUCACAUAGGUGAUGAAUUAUUAAAAGUUGCAACAUGUGUAGUAGCAGAAGGACAUGAAAAGCUUUUAAGCAUGCUUCCUUCAGAUAUACAGGUAAUGUUUAAUCAGUAUCGCUUAUACAAAUAUUGAAUUGAGAAUUAUAUAAUGUAAUGAUAGAAGCAUCAUGUAAUGCAUUAUUGUAUUAAUCUGUUGUUUGUAAAAAAACUAAUGAAAAAGAAAAAGUACUCUUUUUUUCUUUUUUUUUUUUUUUUUUUUUUUUUUUUUUUUUUUUUUUUUUUUUUUUUUUUUUUUUAUAAAUACAGGUUCUCACAAUACUUAGGUCAGGUAGAGGAGAUGCUGAAAUUUUUUUCAAAGCUACAACAUUCCAACGUUUUUCUGAAUUACUAUCUUUAAGUAUUGAGGGUAUAGAUUAUAAUGACCCUUCUGUAAAA
Molecule: messenger RNA, 2522 nt
Organism: Vespa mandarinia (Asian giant hornet)
Lineage: Eukaryota; Metazoa; Arthropoda; Insecta; Hymenoptera; Vespidae
Product: WASH complex subunit 1
Biological process (GO): exocytosis; endocytic recycling; Arp2/3 complex-mediated actin nucleation
Cellular component (GO): early endosome; WASH complex; recycling endosome
Molecular function (GO): gamma-tubulin binding; alpha-tubulin binding; actin binding
Source: RefSeq, a predicted model, not a curated record